Sclerotinia trifoliorum is the source of this 1893-nucleotide messenger RNA. The record is from the annotation of a GenBank genome assembly. NCBI's taxonomy places the organism in Eukaryota, Fungi, Ascomycota, Leotiomycetes, Helotiales, Sclerotiniaceae.
AUGGCAUCUGACCAGCAAUGGGGAGUGAAACAAACUCUGCAGCCACCACCACAGUAUUACCAGUCUAAUUAUGUUGAUCCACACAUUACGGCAUGUGACAAUGAAGGACCACGAUGGCAAGACUUUCCAGCAACAUUGUUACCCAAGACUCCUCCACGGGACGGGCAACAGUAUUUUUCUUUGGCUGAUGGCAACGAAUUUGGUACAUCUUAUCCAGACGUGCCAGAUCAAAAAAGUGAGUAAAUUCCGUGAUCUUUAUAGUUUGAGGUUUCUGGCUAAUAAUCGAUAGCGCGAAGUGAACCACAUCCUGUCUUUAAUGGCUGGAAUGGAAUGAACGAGUACAUUCUAGCACAACAGCCGGUUUUCGAACAAAACAUAUUUGCUGAGCCUCAAUCAAGCGAGGAAAAUGCUCAAGGUCGUCGGCGUAACAUCUCUCCGAGUGCGCAUCUAUCCUGGAACAUCCAAUCCAAUUUUGAGGACAUGGAUCCAGGAAAGUUGAAGCAAAGAGAACCAAAAUUGAUGGCCACUUUGAAACCUGAUGCUUCCACCUUACGGAUGCAAGCCCCAACUUUCUCGGUUGCCCGUACUGGUUCAGUUGGUCCUGCCACUGAAUUGCCUAUCACGUUCAACAAUUUUGGUACCGGGGAAAGUUUUGGUACCAUAGGAGGUCAGCACGUGAGCCACAUCAACUACCGAAACCAGGGACAAUCGGAUCCAAUUUAUUCCGGUAUAAAUACAGACAAUAUUCAAAAUGCUAAUAUCAAUUCUGGUGUACGCAGAUAUGGAACAGGAGCAAACGCAACGACUGUGGCAUCUCGGAGCCCUUUUUACCACCCAGGAAUGGCAUAUACAGUCCGGGAUGGAUCGGAAAUCAGUAGGACUGUUGAAAAUUCCCAGUAUCCUCAGCAUACUAUGGGUCCCGAUCAUACUCCUGUACAUGUCUACACAGUGGUGGACUUCGAGCAUCGCCACGAGCCUCGGAACGGUCAGUCAGAAAUUGGACCCCCUAAUUUCAGAAAGUGGACCCGCACGAGCCAUGUGCAAGACAGCCAGCCUUCGACCCAACGAAAGCGCGCUCAAGUUAAUAAGGCAAAUGAUAGAGCAUUUCCUGUAACACUUUGCGAUCUAAACGUUGAACGCAUAUACAAACCAACAACUGAAGUUUUUGUGGGACAGGAACCCCAGAUGUUCGAUCAACAGGCAAUGCAUCGUGGCGGCUUUGAUAAUAUGAACCGAGAACUUCUCCUGGCGCCUGAAUUUCAGUCGGCAUACGAAGGUUCCAUGAAUGAGAAUUUAUCGCUGCCGCCAAAGGGCUUUUAUGAUCCAGCUUUCAAUUGCAGAAAGCACAAAAUAACGCAAAUUAUUGAGCCGGAGAACACAAAUUCAGACGCUCAAAACAUAAGUUUCCGCGACACGAUUCCAGCACCCAAGAGAGCUAAUAAUUGUGAGUCAUCUAAGAACGGGCUUUCAGCCUAUCUCAACAGCCACAAAUCAAAGUAUCCACGUGUUACGAUUACCGAAGAAGAGAUAAAAGUCAUUGACCCUGCUUACGAGAAUCGUUUUCGCCGAAAAUUUCAAGGCUUGAGAAACUCCAGGACUGCCUCCAAGACUCGUCGAAUAGACUGGGAUCAAGUGGAAUUGCUAAAUGCGUGAGUAUCCUCUCAAGCCCCGUCAUUAAAACAAAUUAGAUGAUCACUAACUACUCUCUAGACACCGCCGAGGAGCUAGGCAUAAUGAAAAAGAGCGUCGAAAGCUUUGUAGCCCCGGCGAAUACGUGCCAAAAUUCAUUUCUGCAGAAUACAAGCCCACGAAAAAACUUCGAAAAUACCAGGAUUCUUGGCUAGAGGCAAAGAAGGUGGGGGUGAUUUCUGAUACCUGAAUGAAUUGGAAAAG